This is a messenger RNA of Medicago truncatula (barrel medic), 2263 nucleotides long. RefSeq names its product protein FAR1-RELATED SEQUENCE 5-like. NCBI's taxonomy places the organism in Eukaryota, Viridiplantae, Streptophyta, Magnoliopsida, Fabales, Fabaceae. Bases 1 to 2199 code for a protein of 732 amino acids. Gene Ontology annotation, molecular function: zinc ion binding. The transcript is spliced from 4 exons. The record is from RefSeq and is a predicted model, not a curated record.
AUGGGCAGCGUUAAUUCUCCCAUUUCUGUUGAUUCUUCUAGUGUUACUUCUUCCAAUCCUGGCACUCAGAAGGUUCUUUGGAUAGUUUGGUCAAAUAUGACAUCUUCAGAUGUUGAUUGGAAACCAAAGAUUGGAAUGGGAUUUGAUUCUAUGGAAGAGGCUAAUAAGUUUUGGCUUGCUUAUAGUUUCCGUGUGGGCUUCGGAGUUAGAGUACGUUUCGCAAACAAAAAAGAAGAUGGUAGCGUAUCGUCAUGUCGAUUGGUUUGUUGUAAGGAAGGGCUAAAAAGGAAGGAGAAAAGAUACGCAUAUGAAGGAAAAUAUACGAGAGCCGAUGUUAGAACAAAUUGCCCUGUAAGAAUUACACUUUCUCGUAAGAAUGGAAAGUUGGUCAUCAAUGACUUUGAAGAAGAACAUAACCAUGAUCUACAAAAUUCUGAGACAAAACACAUGCUUCGGUCACAUAGAAAGAUAACUGAGGUGCAAGCAUAUGAGAUUGAUUUGGCUAAUGACUCUGGAUUAAGGCAGAAGUCAACAUUUCAACUUUUGAGCACACAAGCAGGGCACAGAGCUAAUGUUGGAUUUACAGAGGUGGAUGUAAGAAACUACAUCACUGCAAGAAGAAAAAGAAGUAUGGCAUAUGGUGAGAUUGGAUGUCUUUCAAAAUAUUUUCAACGACAAUUGUUGGAGAAUCCAUCCUUCUUUCAUGCAUAUCAGAUGGAUGUAGAAGAACAUAUUACAAAUGUGUUUUGGUGUGAUGCACAGAUGAUUUUGGAUUACGGAGGUUCAGUCAUAUUUGGGGCGGCACUAAUGUAUGAUGAGACAAGUGAGUCAUUUAGAUGGUUGUUUGAUACAUUCUUACAGGCACACAACAACAAAAAACCAAAGACGAUCUUCACUGACCAAGAUCAAGCAAUGGUAAGGGCAGUUGCAGAUGUGAUGCCCGAGACUCAUCAUGGUUUAUGCACAUGGCAUUUGUUACAAAAUGGAGUUAAACAUCUUGGGAACAUGAUGAAGGGAGGAUCUUCUUUGCUUAGUGAUAUCAAAAAAUGCAUGUAUGAUAUUGACAUUGAAGCAAAUUUUGAGAAACUUUGGUUUGACAUGAUCCACAAAUUUAAUAUUCAUGACAAAUCUUGGAUCAUUUCAACUUAUGAGCUUAAAAAAAAAUGGGCUUCAUGUUAUAUGAAGGGAGUGUUAACACUUGGUAUGCGAAGUACACAAGUUAGUGAAAGUUUGAAUGCUCACUUCAAGUCUUGUAUGAAACCGAAUGUGAAUAUCCUAGAAUUCUUCAACCAUUUUGAAAUAGUUGUUGAGGAGAAGAGAGCAAAAGAAUUGAGUUGUGUGUAUGAAUCCUCCCAUAAGCUUGCAAGGUUAGCAUAUGAAACUGCACCAAUACUAAUUCAAAUGGGAAAAAACAUACACACACACACUGUAUUUGAAUUGUUUCAAGAUGAGUUUAAGUUAUUCUUAACUUUAUCUGUACCAAUUAGACAUGAAUCUGACUCUCUUUGUGAAUAUGUCAUCACAAAGGCAAAACAUGAAGGAUCUUGGAGAGUUUCAUUUAACCGUGUUUCAAAUUCCAUCACUUGUAGUUGUAGGAAAUUUGAUACUUUUGGCAUACUUUGUUCACAUGCUUUAAAAGUGUUUGAAUUGAAUGAUGUUAAGGUAAUUCCUGACAACUAUAUUUUAAAAAGGUGGACAAGAGAAGCCCGUUAUGGCGUUGUGCAAGAUUUUAGGGGAAAGGAGGUUGAAGGAGAUCCUAACUUGUCUAGAAAUCGAAUGUUCAGACAAGUUGUCUCUAAGUUCAUUAAAGCGGCAACUGAAGCAUCACCCAAGGAAGAAUGGCUCAAGUUUCUUGAUAAUGGUGUAGAUGACAUGUUCAAGAAAAUAAUUGAACUUCGGACACAAGCUAUGGACAAUAACGGUGAUAAUGGUGCUCGUCCAGAAGUUGUGAGUUUGGAUUUUAUGCAAGCAAAGGGGUUCAGGGUACGACCCGGUUCAAAGCGAAUUAAGCGACACAAAAGUUGUCUGGAAAAACAGCAUAGUCGCGCUACAUCUAGGCGCGCUCCACCUAAAGAAAAAAGUUCACAGGUUGAUGGAGUAUCUUGUUCUGCGCCUACAACUUAUGAGCCCCCACAAGCACAUGAGUCUCAAGUCAAUUACACAGCCAUGCUAAUGGUAAUUUCAAAAACAAAUUCAUAAUGAACUAUUCAUACAUUCAACAAGUAUCGUGAUGCUAAUUUUUAAGUUGUUAUUAAUGUAGGAA